Momordica charantia (bitter melon) is the source of this 1916-nucleotide messenger RNA. Its product is annotated as tubulin alpha chain. Gene Ontology annotation, cellular component: microtubule. Gene Ontology annotation, molecular function: structural constituent of cytoskeleton; GTP binding. The record is from RefSeq and is a predicted model, not a curated record. NCBI's taxonomy places the organism in Eukaryota, Viridiplantae, Streptophyta, Magnoliopsida, Cucurbitales, Cucurbitaceae. Gene Ontology annotation, biological process: microtubule-based process.
UCAUUUUCCAUUCACAGAAACAUUUUCAAGAGAAGGCGUCUUCAUAAACGCCUUCGUCUCCAUUUUCAUAAUCCUUCUUCUUCUUCUUCUUCGGUUUCAUUUUGAUCGUAAAUUCUGUUUCUUCUUCUUCGUCGACUUUGUUUUGCUUCAUAUUGCUUUGAUUUUAGCGAUGAGAGAGUGCAUCUCGAUUCACAUUGGUCAGGCUGGAAUUCAGGUCGGCAAUGCAUGCUGGGAACUGUAUUGCCUUGAGCAUGGAAUUCAGCCUGAUGGCCAAAUGCCAAGUGACAAGACCGUUGGCGGAGGCGAUGAUGCUUUCAACACCUUCUUCAGUGAAACAGGUGCAGGCAAGCACGUUCCUCGAGCCGUUUUCGUGGAUCUCGAGCCUACUGUCAUUGAUGAGGUGAGGACUGGAAUAUACCGCCAAUUGUUCCAUCCUGAACAGCUAAUUAGCGGCAAGGAGGACGCUGCCAACAACUUUGCUCGUGGCCAUUACACCAUUGGCAAGGAGAUUGUUGAUCUCUGCUUGGAUCGCAUUAGAAAACUUGCUGAUAACUGCACCGGGCUUCAAGGAUUCCUGGUUUUUAAUGCUGUUGGUGGGGGUACUGGCUCUGGUUUAGGCUCCCUCCUCUUGGAGCGUUUGUCUGUCGACUAUGGCAAGAAAUCAAAGCUCGGUUUCACCGUUUAUCCCUCCCCACAAGUGUCGACCUCUGUUGUUGAACCUUACAACAGUGUUCUCUCAACCCACUCUCUCCUUGAACAUACAGACGUUUCUGUACUUCUUGACAAUGAAGCCAUUUAUGACAUCUGUAGACGCUCUCUUGACAUUGAGCGACCCACAUACACAAACCUCAACCGUCUGAUCUCUCAGGUGAUUUCAUCUCUAACUGCCUCUCUACGAUUCGACGGGGCUCUGAAUGUGGAUGUAACCGAGUUCCAAACGAACUUAGUUCCAUACCCAAGAAUCCACUUCAUGCUUUCCUCCUAUGCUCCAGUCAUCUCUGCGGAGAAGGCAUACCACGAACAGCUCUCCGUUGCCGAAAUCACCAACAGCGCUUUCGAGCCAUCUUCCAUGAUGGCGAAGUGCGAUCCCCGGCAUGGGAAGUACAUGGCCUGCUGUCUGAUGUACCGAGGAGACGUUGUGCCAAAGGACGUCAACGCCGCCGUGGCCACCAUCAAAACCAAGCGCACGAUUCAGUUCGUGGACUGGUGCCCCACCGGGUUCAAGUGCGGCAUCAACUACCAGCCGCCGACGGUGGUGCCGGGCGGCGACCUCGCCAAAGUGCAGAGGGCAAUCUGUAUGAUCUCCAACUCGACGAGCGUGGCGGAGGUGUUCUCUCGGAUCGACCACAAGUUCGAUCUGAUGUAUGCGAAGAGGGCGUUCGUGCAUUGGUACGUGGGGGAGGGGAUGGAGGAGGGGGAGUUCUCUGAGGCUCGCGAGGAUCUUGCGGCGCUUGAGAAGGACUAUGAGGAAGUGGGCGCUGAGUCUGCGGAAGGUGAUGACGACGAUCAGGAGGACUACUGAGGACGCGAAGAUGAUGCUGGAGCACUAGAGUAGCAGACUUUUACACGAGAAUUAUGACACUAAAACACAAAUUCACUUGAAAUUGAGUUCGGCCUCUUUUAUCCAUUUCGGUUGCCCUAAAAUUGAGAAGGGGUAUAAAAUCUUGCAUUCAGGGCUGCCUCUAUUGAUUCUCAAUCAAUCCCUAGAGAGAACAAGACAAGAAAAGAGAGAAGAUUCUUACACUUUUGUUGAGGAGGAAUCUGAAGAAGACAAAAAAGGAGUUGAUACAGUGAAGGGCUACCCCUUGCGUAUGUAUGAGUAUGAGGACAGUGCACAUACCUCCCAGAUACAGUGAGGGAUUGCUGUCAUUCUUCAUUCUUCAUUCUUUUAUAUUUUAUAGUUAAUGGGUUUUGUA